Messenger RNA from Ficedula albicollis (Collared flycatcher), 1497 nucleotides. RefSeq names its product forkhead box L2 (gene FOXL2). Gene Ontology annotation, molecular function: DNA-binding transcription factor activity, RNA polymerase II-specific; RNA polymerase II cis-regulatory region sequence-specific DNA binding. The transcript is spliced from 2 exons. NCBI's taxonomy places the organism in Eukaryota, Metazoa, Chordata, Aves, Passeriformes, Muscicapidae. Bases 47 to 970 code for a protein of 307 amino acids. Gene Ontology annotation, biological process: cell differentiation; regulation of transcription by RNA polymerase II; anatomical structure morphogenesis. The record is from RefSeq and is a predicted model, not a curated record.
CGCGCGGCGCGGCGCUGGGCGCCCCGGGCGGCGGGCGCGGGGCACCAUGAUGAGCAGCUACCCGGACGGCGAGGAGGACACGGUGGCGCUGCUGGCUCAUGACACCAGCGGCAGCAAGGAGCCGGAUCGGGGCAAGGAGGAGCUGAGCGCCGACAAGGGCCCCGAGAAGCCGGACCCCUCGCAGAAGCCCCCCUACUCCUACGUGGCCCUGAUCGCCAUGGCCAUUCGGGAGAGCGCGGAGAAGAGGCUCACGCUGUCCGGGAUCUACCAGUACAUCAUCAGCAAGUUCCCUUUCUACGAGAAGAACAAGAAAGGCUGGCAGAACAGCAUCCGCCACAAUCUCAGCCUCAACGAGUGCUUCAUCAAGGUGCCCCGGGAGGGUGGCGGCGAGCGCAAGGGCAACUACUGGACCCUGGACCCCGCCUGCGAGGACAUGUUCGAGAAGGGCAACUACCGCCGGAGACGAAGGAUGAAACGGCCUUUCCGGCCGCCUCCGACCCACUUCCAGCCUGGCAAGACCCUCUUCGGCCCCGACAGCUACGGCUACCUGUCCCCGCCCAAGUACUUGCAGUCCACCUUCAUGAACAACUCGUGGCCGCUGGCGCAGCCCCCCGCGCCCAUGCCCUACACGUCCUGCCAGAUGUCUGGUGGGAACGUCAGCCCCGUCAAUGUGAAAGGACUCUCGGGCCCGGCGUCCUACAGCCCCUACUCGCGGGUGCAGAGCAUGGCGCUGCCCAGCAUGGUGAACUCCUACAACGGCAUGGGCCACCACCACCACCACCACCCGCACGCCCACCACCCCCAGCAGCUCAGCCCGGCCAGCCCCGCGCCGCCCGCGGCCCCGGCGGCAAACGGAGCCGGCCUCCAGUUUGCCUGCGCCCGCCAGCCCGCCGAGCUGUCCAUGAUGCACUGUUCUUACUGGGAGCACGACAGCAAACACAGCGCCCUGCACUCCCGCAUAGACAUCUAGGGAGGCUCCGGCCAGCCGCCGUCACAGAAAUGCACCGGCCCCGCUGCCCCUCUCCUACCCCGCCGCGUUCCCCUGCGCUCCGCGUCUCUCCUCCUCGUCUCUAGCCACGGACUUCCCUCUCUCUGUGCCCAAACUCUCGCGGUGGGGAAAUAGCAGCCUUGCCCCGCGCGUAGUGUCAGUGUAGGAGCCGUUCCUCCACGAGAAGAAGGCAGUGUGUUGCUUUUAACAAGAUGUUCAGAAAAAAAUUGACCUGCAGUUCCUCUGCUCCUGACUUUGGAGGUGAUAUCGCUUGAUGCUUAUCAGCCACAACACCUGAGGCAUUUGGUACGAGGCUCCUGACUGCUCCCCACGCUCGGGUACGAGUGGUCCUUGCUGCACGAAGGCUGCCCCGCAUCCAGCUCCUCAUCCAGCCCCUCAUCCAGCCCCGCAUCGAACCCUGCAUCCAGCUCCUCAUACAACUCCACAUCCAAUUCCGCAUCCAACUCCGCAUCCAGUCCCGCAUCCAGCCCCGCAUCCAGUCCCGCAUC